Gorilla gorilla gorilla (western lowland gorilla) is the source of this 2974-nucleotide messenger RNA. RefSeq names its product centrosomal protein 57 like 1 (gene CEP57L1). The transcript is spliced from 12 exons. Gene Ontology annotation, cellular component: centrosome. The coding region runs from base 651 to 2033 and encodes 460 amino acids. Lineage: Eukaryota; Metazoa; Chordata; Mammalia; Primates; Hominidae. Gene Ontology annotation, molecular function: identical protein binding; microtubule binding; gamma-tubulin binding. The record is from RefSeq and is a predicted model, not a curated record.
GCUUGCGCCCUGAGGCGGUUUCCGUUCCCGGACUUUUGGACUCUGUCCUGGAGAAGGGGAAGGAAAAAGUAAGACGUAGAAGUACACUGAAACUUCGUCACACAUAAAACAAGCACGACAAAGAAAGAGGGCGCGAAGGGACUCCUGGAAGAAAUUGAGUCUACAUUUGAGAUCACCCUAAAAGUAGUGACGGCCUCUUUAUUACUCCAAACCCCAGAUUUAACUCGGUAGGACGUCUUCGCGUUGACUUGUGGGGAAUGUAGUUUCGAUGCUGCCGGCGCGUUUUGUUUGCGACAGAAACUACAACCCCCAGGGGCCACCGCGACGUUGCCUGUGGGUGCCCGCGAACCAACGGUUAGCGGUGGCAGGGGCUGACUGAGAGCGUCUGCUUGACAGAGUCUUGCUCUGUCACCCAGGCUGGAGUACAGUGGCACGAUCUCGGCUCCCUGCAACGUCCGCCUCCCGAGUUCAAGUGAUUCUCCUGCCUCAGCCACCCGAGUAGCUGGGUCUACAGGUGUGCGCCACCAUUCCUGGCUAAUUUUUGUAUUUUUAAUAGAGGCGGGGUUUCACCAUGCUGGCCAGGCUGGUCUCGAACUCCUGACCUCGUGAUCCGCCUGCCUCAGCCACUCAAAGUGCUAGGAUUAGAGAUAAUGGAUUCUGAAUUAAUGCAUAGUAUAGUAGGAAGCUAUCAUAAACCUCCAGAAAGAGUAUUUGUUCCCUCAUUCACCCAGAAUGAACCAUCUCAGAAUUGCCAUCCUGCAAACUUAGAAGUUACCUCUCCUAAGAUACUUCAUAGCCCAAAUAGCCAAGCUCUUAUUUUAGCCUUAAAAACUCUUCAGGAAAAAAUUCAUCGUUUAGAGCUGGAGAGAACACAAGCUGAAGAUAACCUGAACAUUCUUUCCAGAGAAGCAGCACAGUAUAAGAAGGCCUUAGAGAAUGAAACAAAUGAGAGAAAUCUGGCACACCAGGAGCUGAUAAAGCAGAAAAAAGAUAUAAGUAUACAGUUAAGCUCAGCCCAGUCUCGUUGUACUCUUCUAGAGAAGCAACUAGAAUAUACAAAGAGAAUGGUUCUCAAUGUAGAGCGAGAAAAGAACAUGAUCCUAGAACAACAGGCCCAGCUUCAGAGGGAAAAAGAACAAGAUCAGAUGAAGCUGUAUGCAAAACUUGAAAAGCUUGAUGUCUUAGAAAAAGAGUGUUUUAGACUUACAACAACUCAGAAAACUGCUGAGGACAAGAUUAAACAUUUAGAAGAAAAACUUAAGGAAGAAGAACAUCAGCGUAAGCUAUUUCAAGACAAAGCUUCUGAGCUUCAAACUGGACUUGAAAUCAGUAAAAUUAUAAUGUCUUCAGUUUCAAAUCUAAAGCACUCCAAGCAAAAGAAGAAAUCUUCAAAGAAAACUAAAUGUAUAAAGAGAGGACCACCUUGGCAAAUUUGUUCAAAGUUUGGAGCACUGCCUUUUGUGGCUGAAAAGAUGAGGCAACAUCGUGACCCACAUAUCCUUCAGAAACCUUUUAACGUGACUGAGACUAGAUGUCUCCCCAAGCCUUCUAGAACAACUUUCUGGUGUAAGGCUAUUCCUCCUGACUCAGAAAAGUCCAUUUCCAUUUGUGACAAUUUAUCUGAACUUUUGAUGGCAAUGCAAGAUGAGCUGGACCAAAUGAGCAUGGAGCACCAAGAACUACUGAAACAAAUGAAGGAAACUGAAAGUCAUUCAGUCUGUGACGACAUAGAAUGUGAACUAGAGUGUUUACUCAAGAAAAUGGAAAUUAAAGGAGAACAAAUCUCCAAACUGAAGAAGCAUCAAGACAGUGUCUGUAAACUGCAGCAAAAAGUUCAAAACUCAAAGAUGAGUGAAGCUUCAGGUAUUCAGCAAGAAGACAGCUACCCUAAAGGAUCAAAGAACAUAAAAAAUAGCCCCAGAAAAUGUUUGACUGACACUAACCUUUUUCAGAAAAACAGCAGCUUUCAUCCAAUACGAGUUCAUAAUCUUCAAAUGAAAUUGAGAAGAGAUGAUAUCAUGUGGGAACAGUAACAAAACAGCAAAACUGUCACCUUAAUGAACUUUGUCAAUGAGACCUUGAAUUGUCUAAAGUGGUUUUAAUUUAAUAUAACUUUGUGACAUUUUGAAUCAUGUUUCUAGUUUCUAUAAAACAUGAAGUUGCAGUAUUUAAAAAUUAAUGCCUAAUGACCUAGUGGGUUCCAAAUAAUAAAUUAAUUGCUUUUUUAUUUUUCUUAUUGAUUGGAGCCCAUAACCUCAUCUUGUCUUGGAAACAUUGUUGGCUUUGCAGAUAUCUUAAGCUAAAUUUAAGAAAUUGUACUAGAUUGACAAUAUUCAAAAUUGAGUUAAAUCCAAGCUACAAGUACCAUUCAUUCCACUUUUCAUUUAGUAGGUUUGGAACCUUAAAAGCCAGUGUUAAAUGAACAGAGUUCAGAAAGAUCAUUUAGCUUUCCUGGUGCCUUCUUUCUAUUUUGUUUUAGAGCUGUGAAAUGUUUUUCUCUUUUGGAAAAGGAAAAGCUUAUAGUUACACAGUUUUGUGAAGAAGCCUUUAAUCCAAGUUUUAUGAGACAGUAGGAACCUAUAGCUACUUAAUUUUUAGGAGACAGUAAUUCAGUUGCAGAAGCUUUCCUCUGCUAUUCCCAUUCUCUUUUACAAAACUAGUUUUUUUAAAAAAUCAAUGAUCAAUUUUAUCUUACUACUUUAUAACUUUUGCUGACUUUUAUUCUUUGCGUUGUAUGUAAUGUCCAUCAGUAUAAAUUGAGACUGUGAAUUUCUAGGACCCACAAAAGUGGUAUUUUUUUUUUUUUACAAGAAAGUAUAGAGGAAGAGGAAGCUGGGCAUUAAAUUACCUCAUCCAGCAGAAAUUCACGGUAGUAUGGUAUAUUUUUAUUUUUUAUAUUUUAAAAUCAGUAAUGUCAAAUGUCAUUGUGUAUGCAUGCUUUAUAAUAAAUUUGCACUUGAUCAUUUUUCUGGAA